Molecule: messenger RNA, 1650 nt
Organism: Achroia grisella
Lineage: Eukaryota; Metazoa; Arthropoda; Insecta; Lepidoptera; Pyralidae
Product: organic cation transporter protein-like
Exons: 6
Coding region: 1-1650 (549 amino acids)
Biological process (GO): transmembrane transport
Cellular component (GO): membrane
Molecular function (GO): transmembrane transporter activity
Source: RefSeq, a predicted model, not a curated record
AUGUCUAAUACCGGCCAUGUACCCACUGGUACAGAUGUCAAGACGUCCAAGGUGGACUUGGAUACGAUCCUGAUAAGGGAAUUGGGACAAUUCGGGUUGUUUCAAUUGAAGACCCUGCUGCUGGCUGUGAUCAUGGUCAUAUUCGCGUCGUGGGGCGCCAACGAAUAUAUAUUCACUACUUCUAGAAUAAAUACGAGAUGUCUGAUCCCGGAAUGCGAUGCAGAGGAACCCGUGUUUGCUCCCUCCUGGAUCCUGGACGCUGUUCCGGACACCACCUCUAGCUGCCAGCGGUUCGGGAACAGAACUGAAAUACCUCCCCGGGACACCUGUCCGGCGGAACUCUUCGACAGGGACGUGCUCCUCGAUUGCGAGGAACGAGUCUAUGAGAACACUCUGUCUGUAGUUUAUGAUUAUGAUCUCGGCUGCGAGGAGUGGCUGCGCUCCCUGAUCGGUUCGAUCCGCACGGUGGGCACCCUGACCGCCCUGCCCAUCACCGGGUUCGUGUCCGACCGGUGGGGCAGACGCACCGCCCUCACCCUCAACGCCUUCAACACGGCCUGGCUGGGCGUGCUUCGCUACUUCGCAGACACCUACGUUGGCUUCGUCAUAUCCGAGUUCGUUGAAGCUACUUUUGGUUCAGCUGGAUUUUCCUGCGCUUAUAUAUUGCUGAUGGAAAUCGUGGGCCCAAAUUUCCGUGUGGCUGCCGGCGCGACUAUGAAUACCUUCUUUUCUGUGGGCCAAAUUACAUUGGGUCUUAUAGCAUGGGGCGUCCCAAAUUGGCGACAGCUGACCUUAGUUCUCUAUGUACCGAUGCUGUGGACAUUAUGCUAUUUCUGGAUAAUGGCGGAAUCCGUCCGAUGGUACAUGAGCAAAGGUCGCUACGCAGAAUCCGAAACAGUCCUAAAAGAAAUCGCAAAAGUGAAUGGCAAGAAACUGUCAGAGCAGUCUCUAGAAGCAUUAAGAGCUACAAACGAAGCAGAGAAAAAGAGAGCGCAAGACGAAAGUUUGGAAAAAAAGAACGAGCCGUGGCUAAUUGUGCUGGUGUUCCGGCACAAGCAGAUCCUGAUUCGAUGCUUGGUGUCACCGAUUUGGUGGAUAACUAACACGUUCAUCUACUACGGAUUGUCAAUCAAUGCCGUGAAUCUAUCCGGUAACAGAUAUCUAAAUUACGUAGCCGUGUCCGCUGCACAGAUACCCGGGUAUUGGACUGCUGUGAUACUUUUGGAUCUCAUUGGGAGGAAGCCAGUGCUUAUAAUAGCCUUUUGGGUUUGUGCCGCGUGUCAAAUUGGAUAUAUCUUUAUGCCUGAAGAUCAAUAUGCAGCAUCAUUGGCGCUGUACCUGAUUGGUACAUAUUGCAUCGCAAUGGUCAUGACGUCGGUGUAUGUGUACACUGCAGAAUUGUACCCCACCAAGUACCGACACAGUCUCUUCGCCUUCUCAUCUAUGAUGGGCAGAAUUGGCUCCAUACUGGCACCACUGACUCCUGCGCUGGGUAGAGCAGUCUGGGAUCAGCUGCCGUUCGUACUAUUUGCCAGUUUUGCUUUCCUCUCUGGGUGUUUGAUAUUCAUCACACCAGAGACCCAUGGUUCCAAGUUCCCAGACACGAUGGAAGAAGCUUCCAACAUUGGUAAGAAGCAAAGAAACCCGUAA